CGGUUUGUCGCAAUACUCGCAAUUUAUCGUGGGCACAUUGUUUUGCGUUGCUUGAUGUAAAAGUAGGACUUUAACGAUCUUGACACAAGCGUAUUGCGUUGCUAAAAAUCUUAAUAUAGUCAAAAUGGUUUUAAGUCCGACUACGAAACAAAGGAUAGCCAUCGUCCUGAAUGUGAGCAAAUUCGUAUUUCAAUGGGGUUUUAUUCCUGCCAUACUCUUUUUAGGUUAG
Trachymyrmex cornetzi is the source of this 229-nucleotide messenger RNA. It is a transcript of the gene Tom7, whose product is annotated as translocase of outer membrane 7. Gene Ontology annotation, cellular component: mitochondrial outer membrane translocase complex. The transcript has a single exon. The record is from RefSeq and is a predicted model, not a curated record. Bases 125 to 229 code for a protein of 34 amino acids. Gene Ontology annotation, biological process: protein import into mitochondrial matrix. Lineage: Eukaryota; Metazoa; Arthropoda; Insecta; Hymenoptera; Formicidae.